AUGAGACGAGUGACACAUUUGAACAUCAUUCACUCACGGUUAGCAAACGUCACGCAACAAAAGUCCACCAUUUUGGCGAAACACAACCUCCAAGUAGCUGGGCGGAAACGGGAAGAUGCUGAGUUUCUCCAAACCAUGAAUAGAUUAGAUGAAGAGGAAUAUGGUCUUCGUACCUCUUGGGAAGAAUUUUACAACGGAACAGCAACCCACCACGAAAAUGAAACGGCCACGACACAGAGUUUACAUCCCGUCUCGUCACAUUCUAUCCCAACAGAAGCUGAAGCAUUGACUCAACAAAAUUUCGGAGAGCGAGAUUUCUUCCACUCAAACCAAUCAUCGCCAUCAUCUUCGGUGGAGACAGAGAUUUUGCCGCCAUCACCUCCGCAUAUACCAACCACAACAGCGUCCGCAAAAGUUGUUGAUGGCGAUUCCUCAAUGAUCUCGAAGGAUUUCCAAAUAAUAGAAGACGUCUUUUCAGAGAAAAGACAUGGCCGUCCGAUUGGAUGUGAUUCCAUGGGCCGUCCGCUUUGGAAGCGACAGUCUGAUGGCGAAUUAGUUUACAUUGCAUGUCCAGUGUGUGGGAAGGACAGUUUCGGGACUCUACACGGGAUCAUGUGUCAUCUGAAAGCCAAGCAUAAGAACCGAAAAAGACCAGAGCGCUCCAAACUGCUGGAUGUUUGUGGAACAGUUUUCUCCCCAAGUUCCUCAUCUGCCACUGUGUCAUCCAAAGGUGCCGAAAAGAACAAAUGGACGGCCCAUGCGCAAAGCCAAAGCCAAGCACAGGCCGCUCUGCUCCUUGAAGGUGAAGGUAGAGAGAAAGGAAAGUAUUCAACGCAGUCUGAGGGAGCCGAUGAACAUGGUGGAACCCCUCUCGACCAAGAUAAACUCCAAUCACCAGUUCUUCCGUUUGAAAAUCAGUCCAUAGCAUCGAUAAUGAAUUAA
Molecule: messenger RNA, 942 nt
Organism: Penicillium riverlandense
Lineage: Eukaryota; Fungi; Ascomycota; Eurotiomycetes; Eurotiales; Aspergillaceae
Exons: 2
Coding region: 1-942 (313 amino acids)
Source: RefSeq, a predicted model, not a curated record